Prorocentrum cordatum is the source of this 306-nucleotide messenger RNA. The record is from the annotation of a GenBank genome assembly. Lineage: Eukaryota; Dinophyceae; Prorocentrales; Prorocentraceae.
AUGCCGAGAAACUCGUUCAUCACUCGACUCACGAGCUCCAGCAAGACUCCCAUGGGGGCCCUGCGGCUGCCGCCCGCCGCGCUGUCCGAGGGCCGGCCCGUGAGCGCCGGCACGCCGAGGAGCCGCUGGGCCGCAGCGGAGGUCUCGAUCGAGGGCGAGGGGAGAGGAGGAGGAGGAGGAGAAAGGGAACGAGUCCAGCAAGACUCCCAUGGGGGCCCGUCCGCGAAGGCACUCCGCGGGGCGGCGCUGGCCUUCACUCCCCGCACCCCGUGGAGCACGCGCGCGGAGGAAAGCGCGCCACACUGA